CAAGGGGCCAAGGGAUGAGCUGGGGCCCUCCUUCCCAAUGGCAUCUCCCCCUGGUCUGGAACUGAAGACACUGAGCAAUGGUCCCCAGGCCCCAAGGAGACCAGCUCCUCUGGGCCCAGUGGCCCCACCCAGGGAGGGCGUGGAGAAUGCCUGCUUCUCCUCAGAGGAGCAUGAGACCCAUUUCCAGAACCCUGGGGACACCAGACUGGGCAGCUCCCCCAGCCCCCCUGGGGGUGUCCCCUCACGGCCCCGAUCCCAAAGGGACGAUCUGUCCCUGCGUUCAGAAGAGGGGCCAGGCCUGGAGCCCGUGAGCCGCCCGGUGGAUUACGGCUUUGUUUCAGCUUUGGUUUUCCUGGUGAGCGGGAUCCUCCUGGUGGUGACCGCGUACGCCAUCCCCCGCGAGGCCCGUGUCAACCCGGACACAGUGUCGGCGCGGGAGAUGGAACGACUAGAAAUGUACUACGCCCGCCUGGGCUCGCACCUGGACAAGUGCAUCAUCGCGGGCCUGGGGCUGCUCACAGUGGGCGGCAUGCUCUUGUCCGUGCUGCUGAUGGUCUCCCUGUGCAAGGGCGAGCUGUACCGCCGGCCGACCUUCGUCCUGGGCAGGGGCUCCAGGAAGACUUAUGGCUCCAUUAACCUGCGCAUGAGACAGCUCAAUGGGGAUGGGGGCCAGGCCCUGGUGGAGAACGAAGUCGUCCAGGUCUCAGAGACUAGUCACAACGUCCAGGGGUCUUAAGUAAGCGCCCACCCUAUCUGGCUGCUUCAGCUGCAGGGCUUCGAGGUUCCCAAGGCUGGGGUUUCAGACUGAGCUCUGCGUAGGGCCCUGUGGAAGGAGUCGUGGGUGCCGGAGGGGGAACUGGCCCAGGUUUCACCUGGGAGAGCAGCCCCCUGAUCUGUUUUGUAGCUCGAGGUUUUGCAUAAGGUUUUGUUUGAAGGAUGGCUUCUGCUGCUAAAAAUACAAAAGUUUGGAAACUGCU
Molecule: messenger RNA, 977 nt
Organism: Vicugna pacos (alpaca)
Lineage: Eukaryota; Metazoa; Chordata; Mammalia; Artiodactyla; Camelidae
Source: RefSeq, a predicted model, not a curated record